Molecule: messenger RNA, 9242 nt
Organism: Spirometra erinaceieuropaei
Lineage: Eukaryota; Metazoa; Platyhelminthes; Cestoda; Diphyllobothriidea; Diphyllobothriidae
Source: the annotation of a GenBank genome assembly
AUGUGGGCGAAACCGGGCGGAAGUUGCAAACUCGCCUACAAGAACACAAAUCGGCCACUUGGAGGUUAGACCCUAACUCUCAACUAGCAACACACGUUGGGGAAACGGGGCAUACUUUUGAUCUCCAGAGGACUACCAUCUUAGGCCGAGGCAACACAGAAACAGAACGGCUAACUCUCGAGGCGUGGUUCUCCGAUGCCCACUAUAUCAAUAGGCAUCUGGACCUUCCUGCAGCUUACAAAGUCCUACGUCAUCACAAUCGUAGAGUUCAGGACCAAACAACCACACCGGACUUAAGAAGGUCGCACGGAGAUAGCCCGACGCUGAGUUUUCUCCGUGAGGAAGAAGAAGAACCGCCAGAACGACCGCCCGACUGAAGUCCAAUCAGUUCCCCCCGACGGAGUGGUGACACGCAAAGCACACAGGCAAAACGCCCGUCAACCAUCUCCCGACAGGCAGAGACAGCGAGAGGAAAAAAAAUCGAUCAGCCUGAGGCCGGCCAACACAACUGCCACUUUCAAUUACAUUUCUGAUCGAUUAAGUGCAUUUUACGCUUUGACAAUGAAGAGCCGACCCAGAUCUUUGAAACGUCAGCACUUAAAUAAACCUCUUGCGGAGAGCCAGUCUUCGUAUUCAAAUAAUCAACUCGGAUAUCUCAACUUUGCUAAUCUGAAUAUGACUUUUACAUCAUAAUUUAGGGCUACCAGGAUUCCUGCUAGUUGUGGAAACAAGAGUUUAGAAUUGUUGCUAAUUGUGGUUCACCUAAAAAUCCAGGUCCCCAGUAGAAGGAAAAUAGUCCGUGAGAGUUAGAUAAUAACUGCUGAUUGUGAAGGUUUGCAUUUAGUAUUACGCUGCUACCGAGCAACAAGGAGAUGCCCUCUUAAAGAAGGAGACACGAUCGCCGGGACAAGAGCUUUAUUAGCCUGAUGUUUCGGAUUCCUACUCGAAUCCAUCAUCAGAGACACGGGUGGUUGCUGCACAAGGGGCUGCGGUAUUUAUAGGAUGCCGCAGCCAUGCUACCGCAUACCUAUGAACAUUCACGGCUCCCCCCUUCACCCGGGAUCGUCGCAGUUGGUGUAAUCACUGCUCGAUGGCCGACAUUCGAGUCGAUAAUUGCUGCAAUUUCAUCACGUGCGUUGGAUGUUGGCGUGAUGAUUGCUCGACCAUCUGACGCACCGACCCCGGUGUUGGAAAAAGUGUUCACCUCGGCGCUCCCAGCAUGGCUUGUUACUCCGCCUAGGCUAUCCUCCGCAGGAGCAGAUUCGUACCGAUCUCACCCAUGAACUCACAGGGACUCCAACGUACCGACUGGCUAAGUGGCUGUACCGGCGUCUCAAGUUCCUGACCGCUGAGUCAAACAGCACGGUCUCUUCGUCAGCACAAUUCCAGGAGAAACUCAAAGGGGUAAGCAUCCAUCCAAAUGAGGUCAUGGUAUCUUUUUAUGUUACAUCCAUUUUACUUCUAUUCCCCAGGACCUGGCGAUCGAGACAAUUGAGCUGCUACUACAAAGCAAAUAUGAUGAAACGGAGAACCGUCUUGGACACGCCCAAAUCCUUCAGCUGCUGAAGCUCUGUCUCAGGACGUACUUCACGUUCAACGGGACAAUCUACGAACAGGUGAAGGGCACACCAAUGGGUUCGCCGAUUUCGGGAUUCAUCGCCGAGGCGGUCCUGCAACGGUUAGAAUCGCUGGUCUUCCAACACCACAGACCGAAAUUCUGGGCCCGGUAUGUGGAUGAUACCUUCGUCGUCAUCGAACGGGAUCAGGUGUUGACAUUCCAAGAACAUCUCAACGCCGUCUUCCCGGACAUUCAAUUUACGAUUGAGGAGGAAGAGAACAAUCAGCUGGCCUUCCUGGAUGUCCUCGUAUGCCGCAAAGAUUGUGGUGAAUUAAAAACCAAAGUGUUCAGGAAAGCUACAAAUACGAUGCAAGUACUGAACUUCAACAGUAACCACCCAAUCAGCCACAAACGCAGUUGUGUAAGGACGCUCUAUCGGCGUGUCGAAACGCACUGCAGUGAGCCGGAAGACAAAAUUGCCGAACUACAAUACCUCCGACGGGUCUUCAAGGCCAAUGGCUACCCGCGCAACUUCUUCGACCGGUGCAUACGCAAAAGAGACGAAAGGCCUAACCGCACGGACACCAAAUCUUGGCGGACACUUCCGUAUGUGAAGAACGUUUCGGAAGCUGUCGGCCGCCUUCUCGCACCACUUGGGGUUGGAGUGGCACACAGACCGGAGGCGACCAUCAGGCGUCUGGUCAUGAAACCGAAAGACCCACUGCCACGGCUAGAAACGUCUGGAGUCGUUUAUCGGAUCUGGUGCAGUUGUGGACAAAGCAACUACGUCGGAGAAACCGGAAGACAGCUCCGAACGAGAAUGGCCGAACACGCGGCAGCGGUGCGCAGAAAUGACGCCAGCUCUCAAGUUGCGGCUCAUUCGACGAGAGCCGGCCACACAUUCAAAUUCGAUGAGGCCGAAAUUCUCGCAAGAGGUGACAACCGCGUGAGCCGGGAGCUACUGGAAUCAUGGUUUACUGGCCCCCAGUCCAUCAGCAAGUGCAACGAUCUUCCCACUCCAUACUGCGUGCUAAAACUUCGCCUAGGCGGAGUAACAAGCCAUGCUGGGAGCGCCGAGGUGAACACUUUUUCCAACACCGGGGUCGGUGCGUCAGAUGGUCGAGCAAUCAUCACGCCAACAUCCAACGCACGUGAUGAAAUUGCAGCAAUUAUCGACUCGAAUGUCGGCCAUCGAGCAGUGAUUACACCAACUGCGACGAUCCCGGGUGAAGGGGGGAGCCGUGAAUGUUCAUAGGUAUGCGGUAGCAUGGCUGCGGCAUCCUAUAAAUACCGCAGCCCCUUGUGCAGCAACCACCCGUGUCUCUGAUGAUGGAUUCGAGUAGGAAUCCGAAACAUCAGGCUAAUAAAGCUCUUGUCCCGGCGAUCGUGUCUCCUUCUUCAAGAUUACUUCCUGGGACGCGUCUCUUCGCUUCUAUUGGAUGCCCUCUUAUCCAUAUUUAUCGUCAGUCUGGGUUUUGCACACUCGUAAAUGUAAUGUUUUCCUUGCUGUGUGCGUUUCGUAUAUAGUAACCUUAGGCAUAUACUGGUUGCCUACAAGGGACCGUUGAAUUUUCAUUUGGACUGAGUUUUGCCAGCUGAAAUUCUUCCUUUUAAGUGGACUGCAUAAGGAAUUUGGUUUCGUGUCUACUGAAAUAUCGGAAAUGUCUGACCGACCGGUAUUUGUAAAUAGGAUUCAACCGAUUUAACCUGUAGAUAUCUCACUUAUGUUUUGCAUCUUACAUCCGCUGCUUGGCCGCCUCAUCUCUUUCGUGUUUCUUUACAGAAGUGUUCGGUGUCAGAACUCUUGUUUUUGUUUACGUCCGACGGAAGCCCUUGGUUGAGUCCUCUUGUGUUUGAGAUAUGUACCAAGAAAUCACAAACGGUUAAAUUGUUCUACUUUCAUACCACGUAAGAGGCCUGUCCAAAGUCGCUUCAAUGAUUUUGAGUAGAGUAGUAAGAAAGCUCUCUCUCUGUUUGUUUUUCAUUUAAUGGCAGACCAUGAGAACCUGUAGGACAUGUCCCAUGAUGAGUUGCACUUCCUCUCGAGACUUUGUCGAGGCCAGAAAGAUUGACUGCUCUCCUAUACCGAAAGGCAACUAAAGCGACUGUAAAAACACCGGGCUCCUUCUCUUGCAUGCGUGCAAAUCACGUACUUUUAUUAUCAAUAUAGACGUCUGUCAUCAAGGUUAGUGAGGAUAACUCGGGUUCACCUUUCAUCUAACUGGCAGCAAGUGUUUAAAUUCGUGUCAGUCAGAGGGCGAAAUCCAGGUAAUUUGUCAAUUACAGGCGAGAUGCUGUUUGCAAUACAAUGAUUCCUCCUCGAUCACAGGGUUGAAUCCAGAACUACCGCGAUAAGUGAAAAUCGAUGAAGUAAAAAUCAACCAGGCAAACUAACUGAUGAAACAUUGCCAGAAAUCGAACGGUCUGUCAAGUAAGCGUUUGACCUUCACUGUUAGGGUCUCUCUCGAUCCCAUUCUGGCCAACCGCCAGCUUGCUACUGGCGACAAUGAAGUUUGUGUCACAGGACACAUAACACGUAUCACACAUAAACAGUUCACUACAGUAGGUGGGCUAACUCAUGCGAAAUAUCGAAAUGCGUUUUUGUUUCGAAAAGAUAACCUUAAUAGGGUUGUAAAAAUCACCAUCAUGCAGCGUAAUUGUAUAAUAUUUCGGUUAUCUCAGGAUGCUGGCUUUUGAACGAACUUCUGUCUGACUGAAUACAAAAACCAAACUCUAUAAAAUGACAACUUAUGUAGCGUGCAUUUUUCUCAUUGAUUUUUGAUGUUUUUAAAAUUUCAAUUAUAUUUCAUGGAAAACAUGCAUAAUAAUAUUUAUUUGUUUGCUCAUCCUGUAGAAAACUACGUCUUCUUCCAAUUUUAUACUCGAAAGAAGGGUAUGCUUCGGUUUUAAAAAGUUUCUAAUUGUGAGAUUUUUUAAUACCGUGAAAUGGCCGUUCAUAAAACGUCAUAUCUCUGCGUUUACCAAUGCGGCUCGUAAAGUAAACAAUAUGGAUCAAAUCUACUGUUAACUUUUACGAACCCUAUAUAGUCCCCCCUUAAUAAUGUAGAGAAAUGUAUGGUUUUCCGUACUAGGGAAACAUGUGGCUUGUACUUUGGAAACCCCGACCGCAAGUGUAACGGCAGGUCGAGUUCAAAAUUAUUCAGAAAUUGGGAACGUUUUUUAAAACCGAAUUAUAUUCUUCUUUCAAGUAUUUAACUGGAAGAAGAGAUAAUUUAAUUUUUAAAAUCAUCAAAAAUCAAUGAGAAAAAUACAUGCUUCACAAACAAUCAUUUUUUACAGAGUAUUGUUUUUGCAUUCAGUCAGACAGAAGUUCGUUCAAGAGCCAGCAUCCUAAGAUAACCGAAAUAUUAUAGAAUUACGCUGCAUGAUGAUGGUUUUUACAAUCCUAUUAAAGUAAUCUUUUUGAAACGAAAACGCAUUUCGGAACAUCGAUUGACAUUUCAUGAGUUCGCCCACCUACUGUAAGAGUAGGCCAGGUCAGACGCAGACGGCUGUUUCACGGUCGUUACCGAUCAUCAGUACGUCAUAGGCCAUAUGAAUUGAGGUAUACAAACAUAUCAAGCAAGCGCUUGACCCUCACUGAGGAUCAGUAAGCACCGUAAAACGGCUGUCUACGUCUGGCCUGUUGCACUCUUAAUGAGUUGCUAAUGCAUAAAAUGGCUUCUUUUCCGCAGAAUUUCUCGAAUCAGCGAAAUACCCAUGAAAUACGCUUAGAGAUGCUUGCAUAUAAAAUCCGGGAUAGACUAAAUCCGUGAAGGACGAAGACCGAUAUAGCGAGAGAUCAAUGUUCUAAAAAGGCCGCAGUCUAUGCAAUUCAAAUCUGGAACCGUAAAUAUAAACCAUCAGGCAGCCUCAAAUUGACAAAGCGCCAAAUAAGUCUAAAACGUAAUACUGGUUAUGAUUUAAAGUAGGUUAGAUAAAAACUCUUCUGUGGACUAGUAGUCGCGAAAGCGUACCCCACUUUCUUACUUCUUGCCUGUCCACGGUUGCCUUCUGUCUUUCGAAUGGACUAGUCAUUUCGCAACUCUGUCGGCCGCGUAAUGGGAAGUAUGGGGUGCCGAACUACUUCGCUGAUAUCUUGAAACCAAUUCUUUCUUCGAGGACAUGUGCGUCCAGACGCUCCGAAGUGAUGGCACUGCUCUUGUCCCAUCUGGCACCGACAAUGCCCAUUUCCAGACUUCGCAUCCGCUUUUUAUUUACCAUGCUGUCAAAUUAUCAUCUACGGCACCUGGUCCAUUUUUUUAAAUGUUAACAAAGAUUCCGAAAUGUGCUUUCGAUUAGAAAGAAUUACUCCGGUGGUGUUGUGGUGCCGUUUAUUUUAAAACAUUAUUCAAUACUAAUUCAGUCCCAUCAGGAUGUCCUUUUUGAAUGAAUUUCUUUUUGGCUGUCUGCACAAGGCAAACCCGGCAAAAACCGACUCCUUAAUUGUAUACGAAACACAGUAAAAUAAUUAGUACGCUUCUUACGUCUUGCCGUUGGUAAGGAAAAUUCUGCUUGUUAAAGACCAACCUAUGCACCAGCUUUCUUGACCUGUCGAAUGCUCUUGAUGCCGCGAACUUUGACUGGUUGCGCAACAUCGCGCUGAAAGUUGGAUGCCAGAGACUGCUUGCACAAGUGGCGAAAAAACUGAGCGGUGACAAGUAGGUGCCCGUUACAGGAGAUGGAUAAGUUCCCGAAGCCCUUGCGACGGCAUAAUUCGUUUCUGUCAUCUUCAGCCUCCUCUUAUUCUUCAUACGAAGGAAAUUCCAUCUUUAGGAUCGGUACGUAACUAGCUUUAACAACUGAAAAUGUGGAAAGUUAUUCAACAGCCGGUGUAUACGGACAUAAACCAAUCACAAGCUAGAAUGCACGACCUUUUAUUCGCGGACAAUUGCGAUGUGAGCACCAAAGCUGGGUUGGUAUGCAACAGAUUCUGCACAAAUCUGCUCCCGGUUGAUCAAACUUCAGACUAACUGUUAGCACGAAGAAGACUAUGGUAUGCAGUAAUUGGUGUCAACCGUGCAAUAAGAUGAGAAUCUGACGACUGUACAUGGAAUGUGCCCGUGCAAUUAUCGCGAAUGCAUGUGAGGGUGUCCAGUUAUGGGUUCCACGUGAGGGUUGUAAAAGGCUCCAUCAUUUGCCUCGUGCAGAUGUUAACUACGCCUAACCUCCCUUAACUGGCACACAACGCUCACAUGUGGCUCCCAGAAGCCAGGUUCUGUCUAGGGGCCACAGUCCAAAACCGCCUCGACCAGCGGGCUAAACCGGUUGAGGAUAUCCGCUGCUGUAUGUCUCCCAGUAACUCGGCUUCCCUUCUCAUCCCCCCCCUACUCCAACUUUCGAAAUUCCCAUGAAGAGGACAACAUGCAAUAGUGUAGGCGACCCAUGCUAACUCGAUCGCUCUCCAUUAAACCAGUUCGUGACCCUUAGAGGAGUUCGGCAGCCGUCUGGAACGUCUACGCAGUUCUAUAUGGGAAUAAUAUUACUUACCCCAUAGCGGGGAAGGGACUAGAAAAGGUACCCUAAACAAAUGCUUGGGAAUCACGCCAUCUGCUAGGUAACCGUGACUCGUGGAUGCAAAAUUCGCGGGCAAUGAUCAACAACCACCCUCGUCCCCUACCCCUCCGCCCCCCCCCCACAGGUUGCUUGGAUGAGUCCGCUCACACUUGCAGUCUGGAAUUUUCGUUCCCUUUCAGACAAUCUGAAGAGCAGCCGUCUGGAACUGAAGACAGCACUAGUCGCUCGCGGACUGGCGGGUUAUAUGGUGGGAAAUGCUGCUUUCAACGAGAUCCACCUCUCCGAACAAACCAAAUGGAGUAGGUGGGUGCCGGCUAUGACUUUUUUUGAGCUGUCGCUCGAAGGCAGACCAACGCGACUCAGGCUUCGCUUAUGUCACUCAGAACGACAUCGUAGGACGACUGCCCCGUCUGCCGCUGGGCUUUAAUGAUCGACCAACAACCCUGCACAUUCCUCUUCAGGGAUUCACAUUCACCAUCGUUAUCAGCACCUGUAAACCCCUCCCCCGCCCCCCAACGACCAGUUCUUAUGUGGUAAAAAACAAAUUCUCCGAGCACCUGCACGCCCUCAUGGCGACUCUACCGAAGGCGGGCAAGCUGGUCGCCCUUGGCGACAUCACAGCCCGCGUCGGAACAGACCACUCUGCCUGGGAGGGAAUGCUGAGUCCCCUAUUGUCUCGACGGCUGUAACGAAAACGGUCUUUUUGUUCUGCGAACCUGCGAGAAACAUCGCCUUCUGCUGACCAACGUCCUCUUCCGCCUUCCGACGCGGGAGAGGUAACGUGGAUACGCACCAGAUCUCAGCGCUGGCAGAUGCUGGACUAUGUUCUCAUCCGGAGGCGAGAUAGACAGGACCUGCUGGUUACCGACGCGAUCUCUGACGCCGAUGGCCGGGUGGAUCACUGUCUCGUCGUCUUCAAAGUCAAGAACCGAAUGCAACCUUGCAGGUGGCCACAAGACAAGCUACCACCAGACAAUCAGAAGACUGUUUUGCUGAAUAUACCUGCUCACCGUCUCCGUCUCAGCAAUCAAUGGCUCAGCGACCAGAAGACCUACAAACCCCAGAUGAAAACGCCUCCAUGCAUACUCGAUGGUGCCAAAUGCGGGACGCCGUCACCCGACCACCCUGAAUGUCAUUGGACGCGCACGUCGUCAGCAUAAGGGCUGGUAUGACAGAAAAGACGCAGCCAUCGGCAACUCACUCAUUGAAAGGAACGGGCUAAAUAGAGCCUAAAUUGACCGCCUAGCCAAAGCAGACAAAGCAGCCUUCUGCCGAUAAUGCCGCCCUGGGCAGCAACGGUUGCAGGAAAUACCGCCCUCCGGGAUGGCUCGCAGAACAGUCAACAGAGCCGCGCCCUUCUCAGCUUCCACCAAACAACCUUUCUAACCGUGAAGUCGCAGGCUCUGAAGCGCUAGGCCGAACACUUCAGAAGUGUCUUUAAUCACGCAUCAACCAUCUCCGCCGACGCCAUCGACCGGCUCCUCCAAGUGGAAAUCGACAUCUAACUGGAUCUCCCCCUCCCACCCAGAGACCAUCUGCGUUGUAGAACAACUAUUCAGCGGGAAAGUACCAGGCUCCGAUCCAUUCCCACCAGAAAUUUACAAGCACGGUGGCCACCGACUGAUCGAUCGCCUCCCGGCACUUUUCCCGGAGGUGUGACGACAAGCUUGGGUCCCUCAGGAUUUCAAGAACAUGACUGUCGUCCGUCUUUGCAAGCACAAAGGGAACCGGCAAGGCUGUCAUAAUCACAGAAGUAUCUCGCGUCUCAACAUCGUCGGGAGCAUCUUCGCUCACCUUCUUAACAACCUUCUCAACCUUCUUAACAGUCACCUCGACCACGAACUUUUGCCGGAGCACAACCGACAUGGUAUUUACCGCUCGCCACCUUCAGGAGAAGUGCCAGGAAAUGCGAACCCCCCUCUACACCACUCCCAUGGACGUAACGAAAGCCUUCGAUGCAGUGAAUCUCAAGGGACGGUGGAAAAUCACGCAGAAGUUCGGCCAUCCCGAGCGAUUCGUGCAAACGGUAUGUCAGCUCCACGGCGGGAUGAUGGCGCGCGUCACGGACGACGGCGCUAUCUCCGAGGCAGCCGCAGUGAACAAGGGAGUGAAGUAUGGCUGUGUACUCGCUCCCACCCUCUGCCAUGCUGCUGGACGCCUGUCGUGA